CGCAUGCGCGCUCGCGGCCAGAGUACUUGGCGAAACUCCGUCUGGGAAGCGACGGUGGCGGCUACGGACUGUCGCUGUUUACUGGGGUGGCUUUCAGUCUCCUAACGACCGAAAAUCGACGCGAACCGCCAGGAACUCCCGUCGAUUUGAGAAACAAAAGCAUGACGGAGCCGCAGUCGGCGCUCUUACUCAGGAGACAGCUGGCAGAGCUGAAUAAGAACCCAGUAGAGGGCUUCUCUGCAGGCUUGAUAGAUGACAGCGACCUCUAUCGAUGGGAAGUUCUAAUCAUUGGCCCACCCGAUACCCUGUAUGAAGGAGGCGUGUUUAAAGCACACCUUACGUUCCCUAAAGACUAUCCCCUCAGACCGCCCAAAUUGAAAUUCAUCACUGAAAUAUGGCACCCCAACGUUGACAAGAACGGCGAUGUAUGUAUUUCGAUAUUGCAUGAGCCUGGAGAAGACAAAUACGGCUAUGAGAAACCAGAGGAACGCUGGCUCCCUAUCCACACAGUGGAAACCAUCAUGAUUAGCGUCAUAUCCAUGUUAGCAGAUCCCAACGGAGAUUCACCUGCAAACGUAGACGCUGCAAAAGAAUGGCGAGAAGACAGAAAUGGAGAAUUCAAAAGGAAAGUUGCCCGAUGUGUUAGAAAGAGCCAAGAGACUGCUUUUGAGUGACACUCAUCCUGCAGCUUGUAGCAUCAUUGUUUUCAGGGUCUCCGGUUGAGAAUCAUGGCACUGUUUUCCUGCACUCUGCCCACCUUUCGCCAGAGUUGUUCUUAUCGAACAUCGCCAGACUCAUGCUGGCAAAAUAAGCUGCAUCAGAACGAGACGGCUGGUAGUAGCGGUGACACAAGGCCGAGCAAGUGCCAACCCCAAAAAUGUCUUUUCCCUCCUCUGAAGUCUAUGAACUGCUUCAAUUUUCAGGAAGACUUGUAAAGACGUGUACAUAGCACCAACGUUAAACAGAUAAUAUAUAAACUGUUCAUAUUUCAUAUUCACCCGGCAACACACACAAUACCAAAUAAAUAGUGCAUCUUUAGUUGGAACAGGAAUCCUGUUGAUUCUCGAAGAUUCUCAUCCUUAUUUUUUUAUUUUUGUGUGCAUCUCUUCUAUUACAAAUUAUUUUGACGAGACUAGUGAAUAGAUCUUGGUGGGGAGAGUUUUUAGGUUUUUUAAACUUGGCUACUUUGGUCCAGAAAGUUCUGCCUGGGUUUGUGUGGCUAUCCUUGACCCAAAUGAAUAAGGUAUCUUUUGAAAGGUGAAGCAUGUGUCUCAUGAUAGAUUUCCUCUUGCUCUCACUUCUUCGGGAUUUUAGAGUUUAUUAUGUCUUGUAGAAGCACAAGGUACUCAUUCUUUGGAUUGGGGGGGGAGUGUGUUCAUGAAAACAAAGACAGGAUUACAUCUUGUAUGAGUUUUUGUUUAAAGUGAAUUUGUGGAAAUGAAGAUUCUCAUCAGACGUGCAGUAUGUUGCAAGAAUAUUUUUUAAUUUUAAUUUGUCUUUCAAAAGUGCCUCCUGUCAAAUUGCUCAGUAAAUAUAUUUUGCAUUAAACAGAAGUUUAGAAGGUGGAAAGACUGCACCACACUACUCGAGCACCAGUGCCAACCAGGAUAAUGAGGAAGACAAAAAGGUUCAUCUAGCAAUAACCCUUUGUUGCGAUCAGUGCAUUUUGAAAAACUGAAGAUUGGAGCUCUCCUCAUACUUGCCCUCUGAAAAGUUUUUUUUCUUUUGUGGAUUCUUACCUUAAAGUAUACUUUGACUGUAGGUGGUCUUAUAGGCAGUCCUGGGUUUUUCGAAAGAUGUCGGGGAGUGUGUUGGUCUGUUGUACAUGAAAACUUUUUUUUUUUUAAUUUGUUGCCUCAUUUUGUGCUGCCACUGAAGGACUACUGCAAUUUUCCUUGCCUAUUGUACAUAGACAAAAUGCUGAUGUAUAUUUUUCAUGUAAUGGAAACCUUCUGUAGUGAGUUCUUCCAAAAUAUAAUUUUCUUUUCAA
Molecule: messenger RNA, 1990 nt
Organism: Brienomyrus brachyistius
Lineage: Eukaryota; Metazoa; Chordata; Actinopteri; Osteoglossiformes; Mormyridae
Gene: ube2g1a
Product: ubiquitin-conjugating enzyme E2G 1a (UBC7 homolog, yeast)
Exons: 6
Coding region: 162-674 (170 amino acids)
Biological process (GO): proteasome-mediated ubiquitin-dependent protein catabolic process; protein polyubiquitination
Molecular function (GO): ubiquitin conjugating enzyme activity
Source: RefSeq, a predicted model, not a curated record